Molecule: messenger RNA, 2700 nt
Organism: Plutella xylostella (diamondback moth)
Lineage: Eukaryota; Metazoa; Arthropoda; Insecta; Lepidoptera; Plutellidae
Source: RefSeq, a predicted model, not a curated record
CCGCGCGAUAGAUUCUUCGUGCUUCGCGCUAUUUUAAAACUGUUAACCAGCUAUUUAAAGUACAAAAGUGUAUUUUGAGCAGUUUAGAUUGUCCUAGAAAUGGGCAUGUGAGAAUCUUUGUGCAUGAUUCGCGCGAUAUCUUGUGUGGUGAUCGAAAUAACAAUAAAAUUCGGCUGAAGUAGUCCAAAAGAAUUUAUUGAGUUCAGUGAACUGCAGCGUUGGCGCCGUGUCAAAAUGCAUCCUUUGUUUGGUGUAUUGCAAGAUCCCACUUACGACUAUUUGCCGAGUGAAGACGACGAUUCGUAUGAGUACGGCGAGCAGCAGGAGUCGGAGAAGCCCACGAAGGCGGAGUACGCGGUCGCCAAGUGGCUGAAGGCCAACGUGCCCACCAAGAAGACCAAGUUCCUCAACCACCAUGUCGAGUACUUCACCGGUGUGAAGGCGGUAGACGCGCUGCUGACGUCGAAGUGGGCGUCGGGCAAGACGCCGCUGUUCACGACGCGGCAUGACGUGACCGACUUCCUGCAUCAGAUGCUGCUGCACAAGCUGUUCCACAGGGCUAAGAAGGUUCCAGUGAGCGAGCAAGAACUCAGGGGCAAAUCGAAGAAAAAGGAGAAAGAGAUUGAAAAGGCUAGCAAGAGCGGAGACGAGAAAGAUGACAAGAACGCUGACGGAAAGGAGCAAAAAGAUGCCAAAGAGAAAGAAAAGAAGAAGCGCAAGAUACGACUGGAGAUGCAUUUAGAACAGGUGUUCCUAGACACGAUGGACGCGUACGUGUGGCUGUACGACCCGAUGCCGUGGUACUACUGGCUGUGCGGGUUCCUGCUGGUGCUGGGGACGGUGGCCGUGUGCAUGUUCCCGCUGUGGCCCGCUACUGUGAGAAAAGGCGUAUACUACCUAAGCAUAGCGGCCGCCGGCUUCCUCGUGCUCAUCAUAGCGCUGGCCGUGCUUCGAGUGGUGGUGUUCUGCUGCGUGUGGGUGCUGACCCUGGCGCGGCACCACCUGUGGCUGCUGCCCAACCUCACUGAGGACGUCGGCUUUGUGGCUUCUUUCUGGCCGCUUUACCAUUACGAAUACCGCGGCCCCGGCUCGGAGAGCGAGAAAGCGUCUAAAAGCAAGAAGAAGAAGAAGAAGGAGAAACAUUCCGACGACGAGGAGGAGAAGCGGCCGCUCGUGAAGGAAGAACAGAAGCCGCAGGAGGCGGCGGCGCCGGCGGCCGAGGCGGGCGGGGGCGAUACGGCCAAAGAAGACCCCCCGACACCGGCCAACGAGAAGCAGUCAGAAUCAGACUCCGAGAACAGCCAGCGCUCCUCCACAGAACGAGACUUCGAGAUGGUGGAGGCCAAGGACCUCGAACCAGACAGCACGGCUUAGGAUAAUACACCUAGAUAUAUCCCUAUUAUUGUGUUUUAAAUUAACUAGACUAAUAUAUCACUGUGCGGAGUACAGCGGAUAAGUGGUGGUAACGUAAAGCGUACUACACUGCUUCUUAAUUUCACUGUGCCGAUCAGUAGUAUUCAGACAUCAGCACUUUGAUGACAGGUCAAAUAUAGAGGUUUAUUCAUGUUUUUUAAAUAAUAUAACCUAUUUAUGUAGUCUUGGUAAACGGACGGAAUUGGAGUCGCAGGAGAAUAUCUAAUUGGUGUGUUUGAUGUUGUAAUUGUAUCCAAAUGUUUGGAGAUUUUAAAGCAGUCUACUGGUGGGUGAUAUUAGGUAUCGUACGUAGUGCACUUGGUAUUAAGAGCCUGUGGGAAGUGGUAUGCGGGUCAUCCAGAUUAUACUUCUGCCUAUUCAUUCAUUGGUUUGAAUAUUAAAACAAAGAAAAUUGUAAAAGGAUAAAUCUACAGUUGAAUUGGUUAUCGCGAAAUUUCUGACAUGUUUUUGUGUCACGUUUUUUAAAAUCAUAGAAAUCAUUGAAAAAGCUUCCAUUUAUAAUUAUUUUGGUAUUCAACUUGUAGUGUCCAUUCACGGAUGUGUUAAGUUAUAGUUUGUACAUAAUACCAAGUGCAUUGCAUUAGUUUCACCGACUUUAUUCAGAUAAAUGUCGGUACGUAUUUAUCUUUUUCGUUGCUUCGUUGAAAUUACCAUUGGUUUAGCAACGUGAUAUUUACAUUUACAACUGGGAAGAUUACGUAUGUUUUAUUUUUAUCAAUAUUACUUAAAGUGCUCGUGGGUCGUAACAAGAGUAAAAACAGUAACUUGGUUGUUAGUUUACUCAAUGUAUCUCGAAAGUGUAGACUUUUGUUCAGUUACACAAAUUAGGCAUACGUAAAAGGAAUUCAUUCAGAAUGAUCAAUGUUUUUAAACAUUACUCGAGAGUAAACAAUUAAUGCAUUUGGAAAAUUUCUUUGAUUGUCAGACUCUACAGGCAAAAAUAGAAAGCAAAUGACCUAAUGUGCCGGCACUAUCAUUUUAUACUUAUACAUUUGUAAUCAUAAAACAAUUAUUUAUGUUUCCUCGCAAUUUUAAGCAAAGUUUGGUGCUGUUUCGUAUUUUAGAUUUAUGACAUUAUGAAGGAGGUUUUAAUAUUUAUUUUUAUUGAAAUUUGACUAUUUUGUAUCGUGCGCAUUUUUGUUUGGCCUGGUAUUCUAUGUAAAUAGUAUGUCGGUAUUUCCCCAAGAUCUAAUGAGUGUUACACUUAAAAUUGUGUAUCUUUAAACGAUAAUCAAACAAUUCAUUAAAGUGAUACUCUUUAUUAAA